UGGCACUGAUCUUCAGUAGCUUGGCUGGACUCAGAUCUCACCAUGCACAUCAAACUUAACAUUGUGCUUCUGCUGCUUGUGCUGACUCUAGAUGGGCAAGGUCACACAGCAUCAAUCUACGGAGGCCAUGAGGCUGUGCCACAUAGCAGGCCCUACAUGGUCCUUCUGGAGUAUUCGUGCGCCUACACACAAAAACACUGUGAUGGCUUUCUUCUGGAUGAGGACUUUGUGAUGACUGCUGCUCACUGCAAAGCCGAAAACUAUAAAGUCUUUCUGGGACUUCAUAAUUACCACAGCGAAGAUAAGCACUUCGUAUCUGUGGAUGAAGUAUUUCCACAUGAAAACUUCUUCAUUGAUGACCAGGAAAUAAGGAAUGACAUUAUGCUACUUAAGUUGAGUUCAAAAGCAGUUUUCAGCGACAAAGUGAAACCCAUUAAGCUUGCAGGCCCAGAUGAUCACAUUCGGCCACAGGAUUGCCUGGUUUCUGGCUGGGGAAGAUCAAACCGGUCAAAUAACCACUCAUCUCCCAAACUCAUGGAGGUCAAUGUAACACUCGUUGAUGGUCAGUACUGUGACAUAACAGACGUGUACUGUACUCAAGGAGAAACCGGGCCUGCUAGAGGAGACUCUGGAGGGCCACUGGUCUGUGAAAAUGGCACCGCUUAUGGCAUCGUGUCUGCCAGCUACGGGUCACUCCAUGUUUUCACCAAGAUUUCUAAAUAUACAUCCUGGAUCGAAAACAUCAUCUCCUCCGCAAGGAAAAUUAAACGCAAAUAAAAGACAUAUUGACAGUUGUUUGUCCAACUCACAGCAUAUAAUUAUUCUUCAUAAAAAAAUGAACAUGUAAGCUUGUUUUUGGAGGUGAAAAACUGAAUCUCUGCACUUUGACCCCUUUCAUACAGUUGCAGCUGCAGCCCCCUCUGUGCUGAUUCAAAAGAAAAAAAAAAUCAUUAAGGAAUUAUUAUAAGGAAUUAUGUAUAUCUUUUUCGCCAAGAGAAUGCUCAGGAGGAAAUC
Myripristis murdjan (pinecone soldierfish) is the source of this 1014-nucleotide messenger RNA. Its product is annotated as mast cell protease 1A. The record is from RefSeq and is a predicted model, not a curated record. Gene Ontology annotation, molecular function: serine-type endopeptidase activity. Lineage: Eukaryota; Metazoa; Chordata; Actinopteri; Holocentriformes; Holocentridae. The coding region runs from base 43 to 777 and encodes 244 amino acids. The transcript has 5 exons. Gene Ontology annotation, biological process: proteolysis.